AAGAGACAUGGGUCGUACAUCCAGGAAAUGGGUUGUUCUUGCACAUCACUAGGCCCAACGUUCACAUUAGUUGCAAUCUGUAGGGUUGGGUACCUUUCACAUUUCAACCGAUUUUAUACAGUCUAUGGUUACAAUCCGAUUGUCAAAAAGAAUCUGCAUGUAAACGACGUGGCUAGGAAAUUCUGCGAAAUGCAGUAAUUGAAUCCGGGCAAAGUGGACAGAUCCUUUGUCAACACACAAUAUAGUCUUGACGAUUUUAUUUAGGUAGCCUACUAUUUUUCAAGAACAGCUUUCAUGUAGGACCUACAACACCCAUCAUGCAAUUCGAUCAAUUUUACCAUCCAACAGCAACAGGAAGCCUUUCCAGAGGUAGCUUAGCGCUCAUCGAAUGAACAAAGUGAGUCAAGUCCUAAACGUAACUGAAUGGUUAGUUUAUUGUGACGGGAUGUAGCAUGCUAGCGUCAGUGAAGGUGUAGCAUGGCAGACAGCUUGUGUGAGAUGGCAAGUCGAACAUCCUUUUUCAUUGGACCUGAAGGUGACUUCAUGUAGCCUAGCUUGUUGCUUUAAACCUGCAUUGCCAUGGAGACCGGGGCAGGAAGUGAGCUCAGUGAAUCAGAGAUUGUGGAAUCCAUCUCCCAGGAGUCACCACACCCUCCUCCACAGCCACCCUCUGGGAAACUGAGGAAGACCGCCUUUAAGUUCUUCAGCAGCCGCAAGAGCAUCUGCGUGCUGCCCAGCUUCUUCGGUGGGCUCGGGAAAGGCCAAAGCCGAGGGUCCUCCAAGAGUGGCGUCACCAAGAGCAGGACGCACGACGGCGUGAGCCGAGGAUGCUGGGACGACGGCGUCAGGGGGAGCGGCGACAUCGCGGCCGGAGACUUUGAAUUUCGUGCGCAGCGAGACUGCGGAGGCGGGGCUGAGUCGCAACGGGGAACAGGGGAGACUUUGAAGUCACAAUUCCUGCCAUGGCAGAGGAGGGGCCUUCGAGGCCUCUUCAGCAGCAUCAGGAGACACAAGAGGAGCAAGAAUGUAGAGAAAAUCUCGAGCCUGGAGAUGUUGCCCAGUGCCUGUAACGUGCCUGUCGCCCAGGUGGACGCCGGUCGUCACAGCAGCAGUGACGAUGGCCACCUGGGCAGCGUGUUGGAACCGGUUGUGCCUGACUCCGCUAACGGCAGGGAGGGCGUUGUGUACGCCGCCGCUGAAUGUAUGAAAGCUGACGUGUUAGUGCCUGAGAUGAGGACGAGGGGGGUGGGAGAGGGGAACCUCGAGGAAGAGGAGGACGAGGAGGAGGAGGAGGAGGAGGUGGGGGAGAAGAGGAGGAGGAGUGGAGUGGAGACAGCUGCUGAGGAAACAGAGGUUAUCCAGAGGGGUGUUCCCGGCACAUAUCGGCAGCCCCUGUGUGCCGACUCGGAGCUGGUGCGUCUUGCCGAGCAAAACCCAGAAGGGGCGGACUGCGACCCCCCGGCUGCGUCUUCCUCCUCUGACCACGCCAGCCUGGUCUUUGGCGACGUGGCGUCCCUAAAGAGCUUUGACUCGCUCACGGGCUGCGGCGACAUCAUCGCCGACCAGGACGACGACAGCGUCGCCGAAAGCUCGGUGUCGGGCGAGCGGGGCAGCCGCAACGCCGGCAAGCGCAGCUCGUGCUUUGUCUCGUACCAGGGCGGUGGCGAAGAGAUGGCCACACCUGACGAGGUAGACGGCGACUACCUGCAGGGCCUGUGGGAGGCCGAGGCUGCCAACGAGGCGUGCUACGUCCCCGACGAGCAUUCCGACGACCUGCCAAUCACCCCGGACCAGCCUAUCAGCUCGCUGCACACCAUCACUACCCCGACCACCAGCAGCAGCGAUUGCGGCGGCAUCAGCAGCAACACCGACAGCAGUCCCCUCGGCGUGUUGGAGACGGUCCUGAGCCCAGGCGACCUCAUGACCCCUCAGAGUGACCACCAGGAGUCGGUCCCCAACAGCGACGAGGGCUACUACGACUCCACCACGCCCGGCGCGGACGAUGACGCACGCGAACGGCCAGCGCCGAGACCUGAGCGGCUGCCGCGCGACAGCUACAGCGGUGACGCCCUGUAUGAGCUCUUCGAGCCCGAUGACCGGCUCCUCAGCCCGGCUCUGGCCGGUGAUGGUGACCCGUGCGACUUCCUUGGGAUGUCCCUGCCGGGCAGCGACGAGGGUAAGGGAAGCCCCAUUUACUCCCUGAAGACGGGCGCCAUGGACACGCGCGCCAUGGAGACCGAGGAGGUCCACCUGACCAAGAUCCAGCAGGCGCUUCUGUGCUGUGAACUUCAGAGUCUCAGGACGACGGGCAAGGACCCGCUGCUGUUCAACCGAGGCCCGUACUACACCGACUCGGACCUCCCUCUGGGCAGCUGCAAGGCGGGCAAGAAACAUCUGGAGGAGCCCUUGAGCCCCAGAGGCACCAGGCUAGCUCCUGUGCGCCAUGCCUUAGAGGAUGCUUCUCUCUCCUCCGACGGGGGGUCAGGGCCCCAGAUGCAGGACAAUCCCACGUACUCCCAGAUCCCAAGUCCACUGCAGGAGUCGGGACCCUACCUGCAGCGUGACCAGUGCAGCCCUCCGGCCGCCCAGCCCCACGGUCUCUCACUGCCCAGCGGCGGCCAUUCCCAGGAGGAGCUGACGGUGUGCUUCUCGCAGGCGCUGGUGGACUUCACGAAGCGCUCGCGCGUCUACUGCAACUCCACGGAGAGCCUGGACGGCUCCGAGUCCAGCUCGCCGUUCGGACAGAACCUGCAGGCCCUGCCGACCAUCGUGACCUUCGAUGUGGUGGACAUGGAGAACGAGGGCGAGUUCGAGCAGCAGACGGAGGAGGGCGUGGAGGAGGAGCUGGCGUCUCCGUUCGAGCCCUUUGAGCCGUUCGAGGACGAGAGCUGCUACCUGCAGAAGGACGCGUUCGCCGAGUGCGACGAGCGCCUGUUCGACGCGUACGAGCAGAGCCUGCUGCUGGACAACAACGCGUGGGGCAUCACCAGCCUGCCGCGCCACCUCAGCUCCGGACGCGCUAGCCAGACCGCUGCGCCGCCACUGGCCCUCAACCGCCGCAGCCGCUCACUCGACACCGACAGCCUGGAGCUGUGCGCGAGCAGCGACGCUGCGGCCACAGCUGGAGGAACGCCGUACGAGACCGCGAGAACAGCCAGCUCGCUUCACCGCAAAAAGAAGAACGCCCACGUCUCUGCCGCCCCAGGUCAAGCCAGGGGGGGCCUGAACCAGCAGCCAGCGGCGACCAGGGAUGGCCGAAGACACGGCCACGGUCAGGGUCUCCUGGAGCCAGUGUCGGUUUCAAACUCUGUGUCCCAGAAACAGCCUUCCGCGUGUCCCCCUCCAUCCGAGACGCAUCCUGCCAGCAAGCCGGCCCUCCAGGCUGCCAUCAGGCCCUCCGACCUGCCUCUGCAGGCAGCACCCUCCCUCCGCGGCCGCAACCCAGCUGGGGCAUCUGCGGGGGGUAAUGGGGCAUUUCUUGGAGCCAACCACCAGUCAUCGGGAGAGGGCUUGGAGGUUUUUUACCGUUGCGGCCUGGCGGAGUCCGGUCAUUCCCAGGGCAAAAUGCGCCCAGUCGGGGUGACGCAGGGGGUCCCCCACCUCUGCCCCAGGGCUAGCGGUUCCCCCUGGGCCAGAUCGGACAAAGAGCGAGCGCUUAGUGGAAAGAGUAUGAAGGCGGUGGAGGUGGGCUAUGGUGGUCCCACUCAGAGCAAACGCUCCACGUAAUUGAAGCCCCGAUUCAGAUCAGAUGUGCAAUCUGCAGCCGGACCCUCAUCACCACCAAAGACCCUGCUGGAUGUCUCCUCAGCACUAUUCAUUUCUUUGGAAUACCGACUCUUCGCUCUUUCACAGUUUCUCUCUUUCUGUCUCUCUCUCUCUCUCUCUCUCUCUCUGUUACCCAUGCACACACUCUUUGUCCUGGUCAUUCUAUGUCGUCCAUCUCUUAUUCCUUGGGGUUAUGUUUUACUUAAGUAUGUUGCUGAUAAAUAAGCUAGCGUCAUUACUUUCAUUCUCAAUUAGUUUUUUAGCACAUACCACACAAUACUAUUUUUAUGUGAAAUGUUACAUCUAUGUAGCGAUUUUAUGAAGAGGUCACCUGUUUUGGUAAUUUUUUUGGUAAAAAUACAAUAUUUAUUACAGAAACUGAAACCUGUCGAUACAGUACACCACACACAGUUUAGGUGCUAGCACUCAAAAUGUAACUUAUGUCGUGAUAAUGCAUUUGAAGUGUCAAAAAAGUAUAUUUUUUACUUUAUGCGUGAAUGACAUGUUCAGUGCAUUUUCCUCCCUUUUCUCUGUACUCUCAAACAUUUCAUUUGUUACACUAUCAGUAUUUUAGCGUUUACACUUUUCCUACUUGUGAGAGUUUUGAUCUUCAUUUGUACUACGUUUAUAUCAAUUUAUUGUUUUGCUGAUGAUUUUGUAAUUGUGCAACUCACAGGUGUACACUACCGUACUGGAUGUUUCCAAAAAAGCUUCUAUCAUUCUGGGUUUUUUUUCUUUGCUACUGUAAAACAAUAUUGUUACACAAGUCAUGUUUAGUAUUCACUGUAACAAGUUACUGGAGAAAUGAGCAGAGGUGCGUUCAAAUUUGCAAACAUAGGCGAAGGUUUGCAAACGGUUUUCUGUUUGCUUUGAGUUCUUGGCGAACACUCGCAAGGAGUCUGAGGAGGUAGUUCUCUGCAAACAUACAGUGGAGCUUGACGAAGCAUUACUGGAAUGUUUACACCAAAUCGUUCAAAUUUAACUGUUCAGAUAAAACAUAUUCUCCACGAACGUUCGCCACUGUUUGCAGCCAAACAACACGCACCUCAGUUAUUUACCACCUCAAGUCAUCUACCAGGGGGUAUUCCAAGUACUGUACGUGGUUUAGUGACAAACCUGGGCAAGUAAACCUCCUACAAGAGCCCUAUGGCAUUGUUUUGUUUGGAGAAUAAAGCCAUACAGCUCUUCUAUUAGGAGGUUUACCACUUACUCUGAGUUAACUUCACCCAGGUUUGUCACUAAACCACAUACUUGGAAUGCCCCCCUGAUCUGCCAUCAACUUCAGAUCCUCUUGUCCAAACGCUGGUGUAUGUGGGUUAAGCUGAAAUGCCUCUCUUGCCUAGAGUUAGGAAAUGAAAGUUGUUUGUUUUGUCUUUGAACGACACCGGAUGGUAUAACAUGACUUGAAUGUCAGUUCAUUAAGUCACCAGUUGUGGAAUAUGUAUGAAAAAAAGAUAUAGUAGUUUACCUCAAGUAUUAGUUAACAGUUAGAUCGAAGCAAUGAUCUUCCACCAUGGAACUACAACUACAUACAAAUAGAUUACUGGAGAUUUUAAACUUUUGAAACUGUAGAUCAGUUCCUCCACAUUUUCAGAGUGAACUUUCUGCUGUCUUUGACCUAGUCAGUGAGUAGGCGUUUAGAAUGUAAAUCACUGCCGUGUUGACCGCUCGUCACUGAUGUAUCCAUGAGCUGUAUGACGAGCUGAAAUCUGGGUGCACCCUCUACAUCACACAUGGGAGCAGCUUGUCAGUCACUAAACGUUUUUGUUUCUUUCUCUUAUGCUGUGUAUGAAUGUCAAACCAGCAGUCACAGCGCGGAUGAUUUCAUAUCUUGUGGUCAGUGAGGUCAGACACCAAAGUCGUCGCUGUGCUCUUAAUGUUUCAGUUGUGUUAUCUCCAGGUGUGUAUUCCAAGUAAGUGGUUAAGUGACAGGUCUGGGUAAGUUAACCCAAAGGAAGUGGUAAACCUCCUAAUAGAAGAGCCCUUUGGCUUUAUUUAGUUUGGAGAUUAAAGCACUGGGGCUACACUAGUAUCUUGGUUUGCCCCAUCAUCUACUUGGAAUCAUGGCCUGCUCUGGAGAGAGAGAGAGUCUGUCUGUGUGUGUGUGUGUGUGUGUGUGUGUGUGUGUGUGUGUGUGUGUGUGUGUUGGAGAAAACAAGCAAAACAAUCAACAACAGUUUCAUGGCUGAAUUCAUUUUUAGUACAUUCUGGAUUUGUGUCGCCACAUUGUUGAUCUAAUGUUUCUGAAUGUGCACAUGGCAUUUGGCUUCGUUUGCCUAAAACCAUGACAAAAAGCUGUUUUGUAUCUAUGGAUGUAUAUGUAUAUGUAUAUACAUAUGUAUGUAUGUAUGUGUGUGUAUAUAUAUAUAUAUAUAUAUAUAUAUAUAUAUAUAUAUAAAAAAAAUAUUACGCAAGCAUUGAAUGUUCCAGCACUUUGGCAGAACAUUUGUAGACAACCAUAGCCUUUCAUGUUUUAACACCACGACCACUCUAGCUGAGAGAACCAAUGUCACCUUCAGUGCUUUAGUAGACCUCACGCUGACUGAAGAAUCCAGUCCAACCACACCCCCCCCCUCAGCUGAAAAUAAACACCAUCUUCAGUGA
Molecule: messenger RNA, 6369 nt
Organism: Alosa sapidissima (American shad)
Lineage: Eukaryota; Metazoa; Chordata; Actinopteri; Clupeiformes; Clupeidae
Gene: amer1
Product: APC membrane recruitment protein 1
Exons: 2
Coding region: 580-3726 (1048 amino acids)
Biological process (GO): regulation of canonical Wnt signaling pathway
Cellular component (GO): plasma membrane
Molecular function (GO): phosphatidylinositol-4,5-bisphosphate binding; beta-catenin binding
Source: RefSeq, a predicted model, not a curated record